AUGCGACUGCGCAGUCGAAAGCGUAGCAUUACUUCAUCAGUAUCAGUGACAAACACAAGCCAAGCUUUAAGCCCCAAGCAUACCAAAAAACGGGCCGUCACGUCAAGUUAUUCAUCCUUGGGGGCAAAGAACUUUCGUCAAAAGAUUCCUGUCCUCUGCACACGAAGUGAAAGUACCACACACGCCACAAGCGACUCCAAGGUUCUGCUACGAUACCCAACUUUGAUCCCAGCGCGACUCAUUCGUCGCUAUAAACGGUUUCUGGCCGAUGUUGUGUUGCAUGACGAAAAAAUUAAAAACGAGAGCACAACUCAUGAUCGAGCAGAAGAAGUCGUAACUGUAUACUGCCCAAACACGGGACCGAUGGUGGGGUUGCUGGAAGGAUUACCACAUGCUCGCGUACAAUUAUCAAAAAGUGACGAUUCGAAGCGCAAGUAUGCGUAUACGCUCGAGAUGAUCGAGAUUUAUAAUGGAGAAAAAUACGUGUGGGUUGGCGUGCAUUCUACGAUGGCAAACAGAAUGGUGGAACAAGCAUUAGCUACGCGAUUGUUUUCCGAGCUUGGCGAUUAUGACGUUGUUAAAAGGGAAGUAAAGUUCUCCAAGAACAGUCGUGUGGACUUUGUGUUGACGACGUAUGAUCACGAUGGCACCAUUGCCCAUGAGAAAUACGUCGAAGUUAAAAGUGUCACUCUAGCACUGAGCGAUAGUGCAGACACUUUGUCACGCUGCGCUAUGUUUCCAGAUACAGUGUCAAUUCGAGCUCAAAAACACGUUGCAGAGCUGACGAAGUUAUUACAGGAUCAGAUUGAGACAGAAGCAAGUAAUGAGAAGGUUAGUGGAGCCAUUAUUUUUUUGGUGCAGCGCGAUGAUUGCAACGGGUUUGCGCCGUCUGUGCUGCACGACAAAAAGUUUGCUAGCCUGUGCACAGUAGCUAAGAAGAAGGGUGUUCAACUGCUAGGCUACUCGUGCGCAUUGAUUCCAGACGAGAAAAAAUUAUCCGGAAUUGUGCAACUUUUAGGACCUCUGUCGUUACGAUCAGCCGAGUAA
This is a messenger RNA of Plasmopara halstedii, 1047 nucleotides long. Its product is annotated as Sugar fermentation stimulation protein. Gene Ontology annotation, molecular function: DNA binding. The transcript has 2 exons. The coding region runs from base 1 to 1047 and encodes 348 amino acids. The record is from RefSeq and is a predicted model, not a curated record. Lineage: Eukaryota; Oomycota; Peronosporomycetes; Peronosporales; Peronosporaceae.